UUUUUUUUAAUAUAGUACAAUUUUUCAUUCAACAGGUGGUUCUGUGUGGUCUAUUUGAACAUAUUUAUUGAGGGUGUGCUUUUACUUUAAGAAUUUCAAACUUAUCGUUUUUCAGAAGUCCAUUAUGUCGAAAGCAGCUUUGAAAGAUUUUGCCGUGCAAUUAUACAAAAUUGACGCCAUAAAAUUUGGCAAUUUUAAAACGAAAGUGGGGUUAUUUACGCCGGUUUAUUGUGACUUGAGAGUGAUAGUAAGCUACCCCCAACUUAUGAGUGCUUUGGCGGACUUGUUGAUACCCAACAUAAAUUCUGAAGAAAUUGAUAUACUGUGUGGUGUCCCUUAUACUGCUCUACCUAUAGCAACUGCCAUAUCACUGAAGGCCUCGAUUCCCAUGGUAAUGAGACGCAAGGAAGCUAAAGAUUAUGGCACAAAAAAACUCAUCGAAGGGGUAUUUAAACAGGGGGACAGAUGUCUUAUAGUUGAAGACGUAGUUACAUCUGGAAGUAGCAUAUUAGAAACUGUUAAGGAUCUUAAUAGGGAGGGGAUUAAAUGUAGGGAUGCGAUAGUUUUGUUGAAUAGAGAACAAGGUGGUGAAAAACAUCUUGAAAGACAUGGAAUAAAAAUGCAUGCAAUUUUAACCCUUACUGAGCUCAUUAAGUAUUUAUUUGAAGAGAAAUGUGUAGAUCAGGAAAUGGUGGACAAAGUAAAAAAUUACAUCACAGAAAAUCAAGUGAAUGAAGCGGUCUUAGAGAAACCUGUUAUUAUAAGUCGGGUUAAAAUGCCCUUUACAGAGAGAUUGAAACUCGCCAAAAACUCAGUCGCAUCCAAACUUUUCGACAUAAUGUCAUCAAAACAGACCACUCUUUGCCUCGCAAUAGAUCUUACUAACUCUACAGCUAUUCUCAAUAUGGCUGAAGAGGUCGGGCCUCACAUCUGCGCCCUAAAGACCCACAUUGAUAUAAUGGAAGACUUUCAUUCAAAUUUCAUACCCCCCUUAAAAGAUAUAGCAGAGAGACACAAUUUUCUCCUGAUCGAGGAUCGAAAGUUCGCCGACAUUGGAAAAACUGUCGAAUUGCAGUAUAGCAAAGGUCUAUAUCAAAUCUCUUCAUGGGCCAGUUUGGUGACGGCUCAUUCGAUAAUGGGCAAAGGGGUUAUAGACGGGCUUAAAUUAGCCCCUGGUCUCACAGAACGCGGAGUAUUUUUACUGGCGGAAGCCAGUUCCGCGGGUAAUCUCAUGGCUGAGUCAUAUUCAAAAGAAACGGUCAAAUUGGCAACAGAACAUUCCGAUGUGGUCGCCGGGAUUGUCUGUCAGAAUCCUCUGUUUCUCGAUCAGCCCGGUUUGUUGCAGUUGACGCCAGGCGUUAAAAUUGAAACGGCGGGCGAUGGCCUCGGACAACAGUACAAUUCGCCAGAACAAGUGGUGUUGGAAAGGGGAGCGGACGUUGUAGUUGUAGGCAGAGGAAUUACCGAAGCGAAAGAACCGGCAACCGCAGCAGAAUUGUACAAAAAAAUCCUGUGGAAAGCGUAUAGUCGCCGCGUCGCGAAAUGAACUAGUUUAUGUAUUCUGUGAUAUAGUAAUACAUUUUUUAUUUAAUUUUUAUAA
Molecule: messenger RNA, 1600 nt
Organism: Cylas formicarius (sweet potato weevil)
Lineage: Eukaryota; Metazoa; Arthropoda; Insecta; Coleoptera; Brentidae
Product: uridine 5'-monophosphate synthase
Exons: 5
Coding region: 125-1546 (473 amino acids)
Biological process (GO): 'de novo' UMP biosynthetic process; 'de novo' pyrimidine nucleobase biosynthetic process
Molecular function (GO): orotidine-5'-phosphate decarboxylase activity; orotate phosphoribosyltransferase activity
Source: RefSeq, a predicted model, not a curated record